UCACAAGAGACUUUUCCGCAGUGUGUUUUUCUCUGCGGACGAUGACCAUCCUGAAUUUCUCUAUUGAAUAUGAUGCCAUCAACAGCCACAACACCUUCACCAAUGGAGAUACAGUCAAUGGAAGAAUCAUUGUGGAGGUUUCUAAAGAAACUAAAGUCCAGUCGCUUGUUUUUAUAGCAAAAGGAAAAGCUCGGGUUGUCUGGCAUGAAUAUUACGGGCAACAUCAGCACCGCGUUUUCUGGGCUGAUGAGAAAUAUUAUGAUAUCAAGCAUCAUAUCCUGAGAGAAGCAAGACAAGAUGGCACUGAAGUCAUUGGCAAAGGAAGACACGUAUUUCCCUUUUCAUUUAAGAUUCCUGACAGAAGAAUCCCAUCGUCUUUCAAAGACUGCACUGGCAAAAUCGUUCACAAGGUGAAGGCUGAGCUCAAACAAUCAAUGAAGCUGACGAAGACGGCCAAAGCCCACUUCACGUUCUGCUCCAAAGCAGACAUGGAUGUUCCCGGACUUCUGGAACCCCAGUAUGGCUCCAAGGAUAAAUCUCUCAAAGUUUUUGGCUCAGGAAAUGUUUCCAUGGACGUUCACACUAAACGAAUGGGGUACAAGCAAGGUGAGAAUAUAAAAGUCACAGUUGAAAUCCUGAACCAAUCAAGCCGUUCGGUGAAGCCCAAAUUCACACUGUACGAGAAAAAGAGUUUCUUUGCUCAGGGACGCAGGAGAGUUCACACUAAAGAGAUCCUUAAGGACAAGAUUGAGGCUCUUGCAUCUUCGAGCAAAGACACUGUGACCAAGGUGAUGUCCAUCCCCAGAGAACUACCCCCUUCUAUCCUGAACUGCUCCAUCAUCAAGCUUGAGUACAGACUGAAGCUCUGUCUGGAUAUCAAAUGCACCAAAGACCCGGUGAUCAAGCUCCCCAUCAUCGUCCUUCCUAAAGCUGCGCCAGCAAAACAACAGCCUGCAUCCGCUGCUUAUGGAUUUGAAGCCUUUGCGAACCCAACCCAACCGACCCGGAGCACCACACCGCAGCAAGCAGCACCCCAACCUUACGACCCCCCACCUCCCUAUGAAGCAUAUGCCUUCCACCCCACUGUUACUUACUCUGAAAAAAAUAGCUCUGUGUUGUAGAUACCUGCCUUAAAAGUAACAAGUAUGUUGUUAAUUUAGCUUUGCACUCCUUCAACGUGUAUUGACUUGUGAUGGACACUUUUUAGAGAGUUUGGUUGGACACUGGAAUGUGAAGCAUGUAAAUAGACAAUGAUGGCAGCUAGAAAUACAAGGUACAAUUUAAAGCAACACUAUGCAGCUUUACCUUAAAAUAGCAGCUUCAAAAUGAGUUUGAUGCUUCACUGACUUUGAGUGAAGCAAGUGUUGAAAAUAUUUGUUUGUGAUAUAAAUGGAGGAUGGUGCUGCCCUCAUUUCCACUGUUCACCCUGAACGCCUGUUCUUGAACUACCUUUGUUGAGAGGGUACGAUGACCUCUGAGAAGUGCGCAACUGAGUUCAAGAGUAACGCCAAAAUCUAGAUCAGCUAAAAAGACUUAGAAGUCAUGACAAAGCCAGCGUUAAUCUCUGAUAUUAAAAAUAAAAUAUCAAGACUUCUGAACAGAGUUUGGUGCUGCAGCUUUUCUGGUUGAGGAAGCUGGAGAUCAUGGGUAAUAUCCACCAUUCAGUUGUGUUUCAGUUCACUGAGUUGAACCACACGGUCAGAGUUCCGGUCAUUACAUUGAUAUGUUUGGUUCUUUUUUUCUUAUUCCGAAUCCCUUGGACACGACAUCCAACAGAAUAACAGAUGGCGCUGUUGCUCAGUAAAAGUUACAUAGUAUUGCUUUAACUAAGUAUCGUUAAAUUUAAUGUGCAGGAACAAUGCACAUGUAAAAUGCACAUUGAUGUUGAUAUGAUUUGUGUAGAUAACAACUGUUUAGACUUUUUAUGUGUUCAAUAUUCAAUAUAAGAUGAUGAAUGAUGAUAAAAUGCAACUGAUUGAUUCUUGUAUAAAAUAUAUAAAUGAGCCUUUAAGUUUUAAUGUAAGAAAUGCUGUAUUCUGAAAUAUCAUGUUAUGACUCUUAAUGUCUUUGUUAUAUCCUUUAAACUUCAACGUAUUCACUUAUAAUUGUUUUUAAAGUCAGAUUUAUUUCCAGUGACACUGUGACAAACACUAGAACAAGCCAUUAUUUGCCAUUAUUGUGAAGACCCAGUUGUCAUGUUAUUAGCUAGAUGCUUAAUUUGAAGUUCAAGCAUACCUGAUUGUCUCCAGAGGAGGACUCCAAUGACUUUGGUAAAGGAAUGACUACAUGCAUCUUUUAUUAAUAUGUUAUCAGAUUAAAUAUUUAUGUCAUGUUUCUACUCUGGUGGUUUCAUGCGGUGAAAUAAAGAUUCAAAGGGAA
Paralichthys olivaceus (Japanese flounder) is the source of this 2379-nucleotide messenger RNA. RefSeq names its product arrestin domain-containing protein 3-like. The record is from RefSeq and is a predicted model, not a curated record. Gene Ontology annotation, cellular component: cytoplasm; plasma membrane. Lineage: Eukaryota; Metazoa; Chordata; Actinopteri; Pleuronectiformes; Paralichthyidae. Gene Ontology annotation, biological process: protein transport.